Molecule: messenger RNA, 1272 nt
Organism: Aspergillus affinis
Lineage: Eukaryota; Fungi; Ascomycota; Eurotiomycetes; Eurotiales; Aspergillaceae
Exons: 3
Coding region: 1-1272 (423 amino acids)
Molecular function (GO): hydrolase activity, hydrolyzing N-glycosyl compounds
Source: RefSeq, a predicted model, not a curated record
AUGGCGGCAUUUUUGCUCAGGUCCACGAUCCUUUGGAUCUUGACUAUCCAAGUCCUGUGCAAGGCUGUUAACAGAUCAUCCCUUGUGUCCUACCUAGACAAGCCUCGGGUGUUCAUCCUUUCGUACAUUUCUACCGAACCGGAUGAUCAAGAAUCCUUGACGCGCUAUCUUCUCUACUCCAACCAAUUCCAGACCGAGGGUCUCGUUGCUUCAACAUCCACUUGGCUCCGAGAUGAAACUCACCCAGAGGAUAUGCUGCAGGUGAUCAACGCCUACGGCAAUGUCACGCAAAACCUCAACCAGCACGCUCCUCCUGAUGCACAAUAUCGCUCCGGAGACUACUUCCGGAGUAUUCUGCGCAGUGGGCCUAAGGUUCUCGCCUGGGGCGGUACCAACGUCCUCGCCCAAGUGGUCUACAAAAUCAACCAGAACUUUUCGCCCUCGGAAGCCGCGACUCUGCGCUCUCGGCUCCGUGUGUACGCCAUCUCCGAUCAGGACGACACCGGCGCCUGGAUCCGUCGCAACUACCCCGACAUUUUCUACAUCUCCUCCACCCACGGCUGGAACCAUUACGGCCUUGCUACCUGGAUUGCUAUCUCCGGCGAGACUUACUACGGCGUCGACGAGGGCGGUCCCAACGGAAGCACCGUCACUCAUCAGUGGCUCCGCGACAACAUCCAGAUCUGUCCCUAUGGUAGUGUCGCGUAUCCCAGCUUCAAGUAUAUCAUGGAAGGCGAUACCCCGACUUUCCUGUAUCUCAUCCAGAACGGUCUUGGCGACCCCGAGAACCCCGGGUACGGAUCUUGGGGUGGACGAUACACCAAGGUUGAUCCCUCGACGGAGUGGUCCCUACCCGCGAAUGUCAGCAAGGCGAACCACCACCCCGUUGUUUCGGUCAAUGGAAGCACGGAGUUGAGUCCCUUCAAGGUGACCGCUAUGGUGGGCUCGCCUAUCAGAUUUGAUACAACUGGUACUUAUGAUCCCGAUGGCGAUGAGUUGUCGUACAACUGGUUCCAAUAUCAAGAGCCUGGAUCGGAUGAUUGGAACGUGGCUGGCCAGGUUCCUGCGCUGAACUUGACCGUUUCGGAUAACGGUCAGCGGGUGCAGAUGAACAUUCUCUCUUCCAGCGACAGCUGUAAUGGGAAGGGUGAUAGCCCGUCGGGUUGCUGGUUGUUGCAUUUGAUUUUGGAGGUCAAGGAUAACGGAGCUAAUCCUCUGACGACGUAUCGGCGGGUGUUAAUCCAGGCUACCAACCAGACGAUGUCUUCAUGA